AUUAUUAGGGCUGUUGCCCGGUCCGUUCCGAAAGCAUUGAAUUCUGGCCAGAAAAAGACUCGUUCGGACCGGCCCGAUAAAAAUGUUACCCGAAAAAUAUGAGAAAAAAAAUGCCGACUCGAAAAUCACAACCCUAUUUAUUAUCAGGCAACGGGGUGCUUGUUUUGGAGGGAAAGAAGGUUGCGGGGAAUGUUGUUCCAACAAGAGAGAAGUUCCAACAAACAGAGAAAGAAAAUUCUAGCGGUACCAUAGACGGUGGUACCUUUGUCUUUCUCAUUUUGACAACCCCCUGAAUUACCUAAAGCGAGGAAUUCUUCGGAAUUUAACCAAUAAAAAUAGGUAGAAUGAGACGAGGGCUUGAGAUAAAAAUCCCCAGAUAAAUAUGUAAUGAUUGAAAUUUUAGAACCUUGCAAACCCGGUGUUGCAGUCACAGAUUUAAUGACUGGCCUAUAUGCUCAUGGUGCUAUACUUGCGGCAUUAUUACAUAGAGAUAAAACGGGAAAUGGUCAACAAAUUCAGUGUAAUUUAUUAUCUACCCAAUUAGCUACUUUAAUUAAUAUUGGAAGUAACUAUAUAAAUGCGGGAAUUGAAGGUAAACCUUGGGGAACUGAACACGAAAGUAUCGUUCCAUAUCAAGCAUUUCGGACAAAGGAUGGUCGUUAUUAUGUUCUUUGUACAAAAAUGGAAAUGCCAGAAUUAGCAAAUAAUCCAGAAUAUGCAACAAACAGUGAUCGAGUAAAAAAUCGGGAAAGACUAUUGAAAAAAUUUAAAGAAAAAUUUUUGACAAAAAAUUUGGAAUUUUGGAAAAAUAAAUUAAGAAGCAAAAGUUUCCCGUCUGGACCAGUAAAUACAAUUAAGGAGACUUUUGACCAUGAACAAACUAAGCAUUUGGAUUUAGUUAAAAUUAUGGAGCAUCCUAAAUAUGGGAAUGUAAAAGUUGUUGGCCCUCCAGUAAAAUAUAGUGACACAAAAAAUCAAGUUCGAACAGCACCUCCAUUGCUAGGAGAACAUACUUGCGAAGUACUUUCUCAGGAAUUAAAUAUUUCAACUAAGGAAUUGGAAAGAUUAAAAAAUAUUGGAGCUAUAGAUUUUUAA
This is a messenger RNA of Meloidogyne enterolobii, 1095 nucleotides long. The record is from the annotation of a GenBank genome assembly. Lineage: Eukaryota; Metazoa; Nematoda; Chromadorea; Rhabditida; Meloidogynidae.